This is a messenger RNA of Neurospora tetrasperma FGSC 2508, 1890 nucleotides long. RefSeq lists its product as uncharacterized. NCBI's taxonomy places the organism in Eukaryota, Fungi, Ascomycota, Sordariomycetes, Sordariales, Sordariaceae. Gene Ontology annotation, molecular function: dipeptidyl-peptidase activity. The transcript has 3 exons. The record is from RefSeq and is a predicted model, not a curated record. The coding region runs from base 1 to 1890 and encodes 629 amino acids.
AUGGGCGACUCUUCCCAACCUCGAACCAUCUACGGUCCUCCUCGCCUCCUCGACAUCCAAACCACCGUCCCCGACCCGCGAAUCCUCUUUAUGAAAAACGUCUCCAUCCCUCUCAAAUCCUCCCCGUUUCCCAUCCGCGCCAACAUCUACCUCCCAAAGUCAUGUACCUCCUCGCCCGGCCUCGAUGUCAACGAACCCCAACCCGAGGUCCAAUCCAAGAAAUACCCAGUCAUAGUAACCUACGGCCCAUACGGGAAGGACAUCCCCUACUCUUCAUUCCACCCGGGCUCCUUCGCCGAGGUCAACGCCGAGCAGCGGUCCGAGUUCUCCGCCUGGGAGACGCCCGAUCCGGUGUACUGGUGCAAGCAAGGGUAUGCGGUGGUGCGGGCGGACGAGCGCGGGACGGGACAGAGCCCGGGGCUGCUGGAUACGAUGAGUAAGGAUACGAGUGAUGCUUUUUGUCAAGUGAUUGAAUGGUGCGCGGAUCAGGAGUGGUCGAAUGGGAAGGUGGGGUUGUUGGGGGUUUCUUAUUAUGCUGGUUCGCAAUGGCGAGUCGCUGCUCGUCGACCAAAAGGCUUAGCGGCCAUCAUCUCUUGGGAAGGCAUGUCUGACUACUACCGUGAUCGGUGUCGACAUGGCGGAAUUCUUUCCAACAACUUCAUUGAUAUUUGGUGGAACCGGCAGGUGCUGGUUAAUCAGUAUGGUCUGCCCGGCCGCUCCAAACUGAAGUUCCCACCAGACGGACCCGGCGCCAGGGGACAAGAAGACACGAUCGAAGGUGACCUAUCCGAGGAACAGUUGGUAUCAAACAGGAACGAUCAGACCAAAGACAACGAGGCGCAUCGGUUCCGCGACGAAGACUAUUAUGCCAGUAAGGAGUAUCGACUUGAGGACAUCGAGGUUCCUGUGCUGAGCGUGGCGAACUGGGGCGGUAUCACGCUCCAUCUGCGCGGUAACGUGCUGGGUUAUACGUACGCCGGGUCGAGAUUCAAGUAUCUGCGUUUCAUCACUGGUCGACACGAUCUUCCGUUCUACUACAAGGAGCAGGUUGAACUUCAAAAGAGCUUCCUUGAUGCCUUUCUCAAGGGAGAAGAUAAGGUCGGCUGGAGUGUCCCUAAUAAAGUCUCUCCGAUCGAGGUAACGCUGCGCAAAGGUAAUAUUGGGUUCAACGAUGCAAAGAAAGAGAAAGCGUACGAGAAACGGAGUGAGGGCCAAUGGCCGCUUUAUUCGACAGAGUAUACAGACUUCUACCUUGGGUCCGAUCACGCCCUCUCCCGGAACAAGCCAGACCCAACUAAGCCAGAGCAAAUCGGAUACAAAGCUCUCGGGAGCCUGGACAAGCCUGAGUUGGUCCAGUUCGUCACAGCACCCUUCGAGAAAGAGACCGAGAUAACCGGCCAUAUCGUGGCACACUUGAAUGUCUCGGUGACGCCUGAGAACACGCAGAACGAGGCAGACAUUGACCUCUUCCUGACCAUUCGCCAUAUCGACCGUUCGGGGAACGAAGUGUUCUACACCGGAACGGCGGGUGACCCCGUCCCUGUCUGCAAAGGCUGGCUCCGAGUGAGCAACCGAAAGGUCCACGAGGAAAAUCCCAAGCACAAGCCAUGGCUCCCUUUUAGAGAGUACUUCUCGACCGAUGUUCUCCCCGUGAAGGCUGGAGAGGUGUACGGCGUUGACGUUGAGCUCUGGCCAACCAACGUAGUGGUGGGCGUAGGUGGUAGGAUUUUGCUCGAGGUUUCCAGUGGUGACACGCAAGGAGCUGGGAUCUUCCAGCAUAACUCCGAUACAGACAGACCCGCUUCGAAAUUUGCUGGCCAGAAUCAUAUCCAUUUCGGAGAAGGCUUUGACAACUAUGUCACACUGCCCAUAAUCCCGGAACACAUCUAG